AUGUGUCGCUCUAUGAUUACGCGUCUGGUGCUGCACCUGCCCCUCCUGCCACAGCUGAGCUUAGUGUUCGUUCCCACUGGCAGACUCGUGACGCAGCUGCUCGCCAUUCGCAGUCACCUGCCGCUAGCUGAGCUCGAGCAUUUUGGCGACUGCAAAUCCGCUAAGGCCCUGUACGAUGCUGUCGUUGCUCGCUACUCCUCGCCUGCCACAGCCGAGCUUAGCCGCCUCAUGCUGCCGUACCUGUUCCCUGAGCUGUCCACCUUUGCUACAGUCGCCGAUCUUAUCACCCACCUUCGCACUAGUGAUGCUCGCCUGCGUGCCGCCCUUCCCACCGAGUUCUGCGCUAAGAAUCCCCCUCCACUGUACUGGACACUCCACUUCAUAGUCACCCGUCUCCCUGACACCCUCAGCUCAGUUCGAGACCACUUCCUUGCUCGCUGUCCCACUGAGCUCACAGUCGCCCUCCUAGAGGAGCAGCUGCUAGCGGCCGAAAAGAGCAUUGUAGCUGUCGGUGCUGCUCGUGGCGCUCCUCGCACCCCCAUCUUUGAGGGGUGUUCUCCCUCUCCCCUCGCUCCCUCCUACGCUACUGCUGCUGCUGUUGACUUCCUUGGUGCUGAGUCUGCUGGCGCUGCUUCUGCUCCUGGUGGGAGGCGCCGCACCGGCAAGGGCAAGGGGGGCAAGGGUGGCGGGGGUGGCGCUGGGGGGGGAGGAGGUGGGGGAGGUGGGGGGGGAGGCGGUGCUGGAGGGAGCGGUGGCGGGAGCGCUGGUGGGAGUGGGGUCGGCGGUGGAGGCGGGGGCGGCGGAGGAAGCAGUGGCAGUAGUGGCGGCGGCGGCGGUGGCGGCGGUGGCGGUGGUGGCGGUGGUGGCGGUGGCGUGGGUUGA
Messenger RNA from Closterium sp. Yama58-4, 882 nucleotides. NCBI's taxonomy places the organism in Eukaryota, Viridiplantae, Streptophyta, Zygnematophyceae, Desmidiales, Closteriaceae. The record is from the annotation of a GenBank genome assembly.